Prunus avium (sweet cherry) is the source of this 402-nucleotide messenger RNA. Its product is annotated as cysteine proteinase inhibitor 5-like. NCBI's taxonomy places the organism in Eukaryota, Viridiplantae, Streptophyta, Magnoliopsida, Rosales, Rosaceae. Gene Ontology annotation, molecular function: cysteine-type endopeptidase inhibitor activity. The record is from RefSeq and is a predicted model, not a curated record.
AUGCGUCCUCAACUUCAGUGGCUCCUUCUGGCACUAAUUGGCCUCCUCCUUCCUCUGAUGCUGGUGGCUGCUACUACCCCAUCGCAGCCUCUUGCCGGAGGUUGGAAGCCCAUAGCCAAAGAGAACAUCAUCGACCCUCGUCUGAAGUUGAUGGCAGACUUCACAGUGUCCAUGUACAACCUGCGAACCCACAAGAAGUUGUUCGUUGUGAGAGUCGUCUGCGGCGACACCCAAAUUGCCGCGGGCCAGAACUAUCGGCUUGUCGUUUUGGCCAAGGAUGGACAAUCGUUGCCUAACUCCACCAUAGAUCAUGCCCAUUAUGAGCUUCGUGUCUAUGAGAAGCUUUGGGAGGAUCUUUGGAAAUUGGUCUCUUUUGUCAACUCGACAAUUGAACAAAAUUAA